Acomys russatus (golden spiny mouse) is the source of this 702-nucleotide messenger RNA. It is a transcript of the gene Ca1, whose product is annotated as carbonic anhydrase 1. The record is from RefSeq and is a predicted model, not a curated record. The coding region runs from base 46 to 531 and encodes 161 amino acids. The transcript is spliced from 4 exons. NCBI's taxonomy places the organism in Eukaryota, Metazoa, Chordata, Mammalia, Rodentia, Muridae. Gene Ontology annotation, molecular function: carbonate dehydratase activity; zinc ion binding.
AAAGAUAUCUUCAAAUAUAGCAAAUCAGCAUGAAACUCAUCUCUCAUGUUUUCCUUUGCAUCCAUAUUAGUAAUGAAUGACUUCUGUGCCCACUUGCAGCUUCACAUAGUCCACUGGAAUUCUGCUAAGUACUCCAGCGCUGCUGAGGCCAUCUCAAAGGCUGACGGACUGGCAAUCUUUGGUGUUUUGAUGAAGGUUGGUCCAGCCAACCCAAACCUGCAGAAAGUACUUGAUGCGCUGAACUCAAUUAAAACUAAGGGAAAGCGAGCCCCGUUCACAAAUUUUGACCCAUCCUGUCUCCUUCCUUCAUGCUUGGAUUACUGGACCUACUUUGGGUCUCUGACUCACCCUCCCCUCCAUGAGAGUGUGACCUGGUUCAUCUUCAAGGACAGCAUCAGUGUCAGCCAUGAGCAGCUGGCCCAGCUCCGCAGUCUCCUGUCAAGUGCAGAGGGAGAGCCAGCUGUUCCAGUCCUGAGCAACCACCGUCCACCCCAGCCCCUGAAGGGCAGAACCGUGACAGCCUCAUUUUGAAGAGCAGCAAGGAGCAAUCAGGACCAGGCCCUCUGCCAACAUCACCCAGUAAAGUGAUCAGUUUUAAGAAACGGGGUUAUUUCAGUGCUGAGACAGUACACCUGCAAAUUCAAUCCACAGAACUAAAAACAUUCAUUUUGAUUCCUGAUGCUUAACGCAAAUCAUCCAUAA